This is a messenger RNA of Ochotona princeps (American pika), 3169 nucleotides long. It is a transcript of the gene KBTBD12, whose product is annotated as kelch repeat and BTB domain containing 12. Gene Ontology annotation, molecular function: protein binding. The transcript has 6 exons. Bases 317 to 2182 code for a protein of 621 amino acids. The record is from RefSeq and is a predicted model, not a curated record. Lineage: Eukaryota; Metazoa; Chordata; Mammalia; Lagomorpha; Ochotonidae.
GGGCUGCAGGCCUGGGCAGACCCGGUUCUCAGUUCAGUCCCUGAGCCCUGGAUACUGAGUCCCUCUUGUGUGGUCUGGGGUGGCCGCAAGGGCAGCUGCUGUCACCAGGUCUCAGAGGUGCUUCCCCCCCCCUGGGUCCUCCUCCUCCCUGUGGCUUGCUUCCGCCUCCUUUCUUGCAGCCCCUGGAUGGCAAGCGUCAUAAAGGAACAUUCCCUGGAAGCAGUGUUGCUUUCUGAGUGAUCAGGCAUGCUCAGAGCCCCGCGGGACUCAAGCUGAACUUGAAGCAGAAAGACUUGGAAAUCUUGGAAAGUGGAUCAUGGAAUGCAAGACCAAGGGAAAAGAAGAACAGCAACACAGUGUGAGUUUACUACACAAAGUCAAGAGCAUGAGAGAACAGGCAGAAAUGGUUGAUGUGGUGCUCAUAGCCGAAGCGGAGGAGUUUCCUUGCCACAGGCUGGUCCUGGCCGCGUUCAGUCCUUAUUUCAAAGCCAUGUUCACCUGCGGGCUGCUCGAGUGCACGCAGAGGAAAGUGGUUCUCCACGACAUCACGGCAGAAAGUGUGUCAGUGAUCCUGGACUACAUGUACAGUGCGUCCCUGGAGAUAAACAAUGCCAACGUGCAGACGGUGGCCAUGGCUGCCUACUUCAUGCAGAUGGAGGACGUCUUCAAUGUGUGUCAAAAAUACAUGAUGGACCACAUGGACGCUUCCAACUGCGUAGGCAUCUAUUACUUUGCAAGGCAGAUCGGAGCUGAAGACUUAUCCGAUCGCUCCAAGAAGUACCUGUAUCAGCACUUCGCCGAGGUGAGCUUGCACGAGGAGAUCCUAGACGUCGAGGUGCACCAGUUUCUGACACUCAUCCAAUCGGACGAUCUUAACAUCUCCAGAGAGGAGAGCAUUCUGGACUUGGUCCUCAGGUGGGUGAAUCACAGCCGGGACCUGCGCACGCAGCACCUCGUGGAGCUCUUGAAGCGAGUCAGACUGGAACUUGUGAGUCCUUCCUUUUUGAGACAGGCCCUGAGGAGGAACACGAUGCUUCUGUGUGAUGCAGACUGUGUUGACAUCAUCCAGAACGCGUUCAAAGCCAUUAAGGCACCCCAGCAGCCCUCACUAAACCUCCGCUACGGCAUGGAGACCACCAGCCUCCUGCUCUGUGUCGGCAACAAUUCUUCAGGCAUCAGAUCAAGACACAGGAGCUACGGCGAUGCCAGUUUUUGUUAUGAUCCGCUGUCUCGGAAGACCUACUUCAUCUCAUCUCCCAAGUAUGGCGAGGGUUUAGGAACUGUGUGUGCUGGUGUUGUCAUGGAAAAUAACACCAUCGUUGUGGCGGGAGAAGCAAGUGCCUCCAAACUUUCUAGACAAAAGGACAAGAAUAUUGAAAUCUAUAGGUAUCAUGACAGAGGAAACCAAUUUUGGGAAAGGCUGUGCACAGCGGAGUUUCGGGAGCUCUAUGCCCUGGGCAGUGUGGGUAAUGACCUCUAUGUCUUAGGAGGGCAGAUGAAGAUUAAAAACCAGUAUCUGAUCACCAACUGCGUGGAUAAGUACUCUGUGGAAGGGGACACGUGGAAGAGGGUGGCUCCCCUGCCGCUGCAGCUGGCAUGCCACGCCGCUGUGGCUGUGAAGAGCAAGCUGUACGUGCUUGGAGGCUGGACUCCUCAGAUGGAUCUUCCUGAUGAGGAACCCGAUCGAUUAAGCAACAAGCUGCUGCAGUAUGACCCCAGCCAAGAUCGAUGGAGCGAGCGGGCGCCCAUGAGGUACUCCAAGUACCGAUUCAGCACGGCCGUGGUGGACGGCGAGAUCUAUGUCCUGGGCGGAAUUGGCUGUGAUGGUCGAGAUAGAGGCCAAGUUCGAAAAUGCCUUGACGUGGUGGAGAUCUACAACCCAGACGGGGACUUCUGGCGGGAGGGCCCACCCAUGCCCAGUCCCCUCCUCUCGCUUCGAACCAAUUCUACCAACGCAGGAACAGUGGACGGGAAGCUCUAUGUCUGCGGGGGAUUCCAUGGAGCAGAUCGCCAUGAGGUUAUCUCCAAGGAAAUCCUGGAGCUGGACCCCUGGGAAAACCAGUGGAACGUGGUGGCCGUCAACGUCCUCAUGCAUGACAGCUACGACGUCUGCCUGGUGGCCAGGAUGAACCCCCGGGACCUCAUCCCCCCGCCUUCAGACCUGGUGGAUGAGGGCAGUUAGCAGGAAGACCACCCCUGUUGGAGGCCCUGCCGCAGUGCCUGGGCACCCAACCAACACUGACAUACGCACGCUGCAUGUGUAGGGGCCCCUGCCUGAAGGUUAUGCUGAUGCCGGGAGGGAUGGGUAAAAUUGAGACUCUGUGGGUGGAACAGCUAGAAUGGCCACGAGAGGGGGACAAGAGGUGGGGGCGUCUCAUUCUGCUGCAGCCUCUUAUCUGGCCAUGACCUCUUAGAUGCAGCUCAUGGUUAGGACACAAAAACAGUUAAGCAGAGGCCCAGCACCGGGAAAGGCUGUGCAUGUUUGGGGCCUCCCCACAGGGCCGGAUUGCCUGGAACACAAGGUUUGCUACUAAGACUAGGAAAAGUGGGUGGAGCUAAGCGACGAAACCCUGGCAGGACAAGGUGUUAGGAACUGGUCCCUGAGCAGGGAUUCUCUGGGACAGGGAUUUUCAAGACAGGCUUCUCUUCAGAAUCCAUGCUGUCUUAGGUCUUGCAGAUUCUACAACAUGGCCCAGAAUCAGGCUGGCCGAGGCGUGCUGCUGACAGACAGCAGUGAGCAGAGACUUCCGCUCGGAGCCGAGCCCCUGUGCAUGCAGGCCCCGGACCCUCUGGGGUUGGUGCUAAGGAUCCUGAGUGAGGCUUGCCCAGGCUACCUCCAUCAUCUCUCACACUAAUGUGACUUCUGUGGGCUGGUGCUGGCUGAACAGAACUGGUCCAAAUCAGCCAACCCAGGCGCAGAACAGGCUCUGGAGUGAGGGGACAGGAAGUAACAUCAGGGCUCCACCUGCUGCUGCCUUCUAGGCCCCAGCCUUCAGAUUCCCUUCCUGGUUCUGGGGGCAAGGAUGGUGCCACAGCUGUCAGCCCAUAGGGAGUCAUUCAAACACAUCCUCCAGUGACAUUUCGAUGACAUAUCAGAAACCCACCUGGUUUACUAUCUGUAUGUGAUGUCUGGGAGCACAGUGAAUUCUAAGGAUGUAUGUCAAUGGCC